GCAACGAGCAGCGCGGCGACGCCACGCCAGGACCGUACUGAACCUCCACAUACUGAGCUCACUGUGUACUGGGACCUGGUGGAUGGACACCUGUGAGACUGGAGCGGCUGAUGAGCUGAGGACGUGGACAUAAGACGCAGAGUCCGGCUGGACGUUCAGAUUUACUGAGAGAUGGAAGGACAGAGCCGGAGGGUGGUGCUGUGGACGAUCGGGGUGGUGCUGCUGCUGUCAGGGUAUUUCUACACAGAGACCGAUGCAACUUGGGAGCAGACGUUGGACUCGGAGGAGCGUGGUGAACAUUUGGACUCAGACCAGCUUCUGUACAGACAACACGGCGCUCUAUCUCGAAGAAAAAGGAAUAUCUUGUUUCCCAGCGGAGUCAAGUUUUGCACUCAGGAGACGUUCGACCAGGCCGUCGCCAACCACCUCAACUACUUCCACCUCAGAGUGUGCCAGGAGACGGUGUGGGAGGCAUAUAAAAUCUUCUGGGACCGGCUGCCAGAGCGGGACGAGUACCAGGAUUGGGUCGGUCGCUGCAUGGACGGCUCCGCCACUGUCAUGGACAUUGGCCGGUUCUUCAGCCAAUCAGAGGAACACAUCAGCCUUGUCAAGAGUAGAGUCGCCAUGGCUACGGCGAUGAACAGUGUGCCCAUCACCUCAGGUCCUCCUCCAUGCAGCUCUGAAACAACAACGGUCCAGACUGCAGAAUCAGUGACUCAGCCAGGGGAAGACGUUAACACGGAAGUGAUAACAGCAGAAACAGGUGAAACAGCAGAAGAAGAACUAGCAGUUGAAAUAGAAGAUGUCACAUCAGAGAUAAUCUCAACCGACCAAGAUGACCUUUCACCGGACUUUGAGGGCACUGAUUGGACACCUCCAUUCUCUACAACCGAAGGGUCUGUUCAAGAGGCUGCAACAUCCUGGAUCAGGAUCCCUGUGGAUUUGACCUCUGAGCCUGAGGAAGAUGUCCAGGAGACUGGAGGUGGCAUCACUUCAGAAAGUCCCCCUUUGGUCAUUACUGACACUCUGAAGACUGAAGAAAUAGGUGUUGAGGACAUUGCAGAGGAUAUUGCCACAGAGGUUAGUGAUUCUGAUAAGCCCUUUGAUGGGCUUGUUGAGGAUGUGGGGCGAGACCAAACUGUCCCAGAUACAACAGAGGAGGAGGCUGCUGUGGAAGAUGCAGUAAUUUCUGAUCUUGGGAAUGUGCCUGGAUCUGAAGGGAUUAAAGAAGUUACCCCAAAAGGUGAAGAGCCACCCUCAGAAGCCAUGGCUGAAGAGGUCCUCACAGCAGCUACUGUUGUAGUUCUUACAAGCCCCACCACAGUACCUGCUACAGAAACUGCCACACUGGAAGAGUUAGGGCAGGAGGAAUUCCUACAACCUGCUGCUGAGGCUCCAUCAGAAGAUGUGACCAAGCUUACCCCAGAGACAACUUCUGAGGUUGUUGUGGGCCCAGAAGGUGGAGAAGUUCCAGACAACUCUUUGGAUAUCACCCCAGAUGUUGCGUUGACUGAUGAGGUUCAAACUGCGGAUUCACCAGAGCCAACUGAUGAAAUUGUGCCAGAUGCACCUGAAGUAGUUGAAGCAGCAAUUCUUGAAGAACCCGAGGAACAUCCUUCAGACGUCAAAGUCAGCCAAGAUGAAACUGAAGUCAACACAGAGGCAACUCCAACUGUAUAUCUGAUAACAGAUCAAGAUUCAGAAGAAGAAGAUGAAGUAUUUCUAAAUGUGACUCCAGAGCAAGAAUCUGUCUCGGACAUGGAAAUGGAGGUUCCUUCUCAGGCCUUGAUUCUGACAACAGACAAGAUAGCAGUAGAAGUUAAUAAAGACGCUGGAGAGGGCGACGCACCAGAAGACACACCAAAGCUAACGGCCGAGGUUACUUCUGAGCCUGUUGUAGUGAUCUUACAAGAUGACAAGGAUGAAGAUUCCUCCUUUGUCCCUGAGGAGGUGCCACCAGAUGCUACAGUGGCCGAGACGGAGGUCACAGAGGAAGACACACCUGAGGAGAAAAAAACAGUAGCAGAGGCAACAGAAGAAGAGGUGAAAGUAGAAGUCAAACACGAAGAAGCUUCGGUUGUUGUUAAAGAUCAGACAACUGAAGCUGCUGUUGAAGUGGAGUCCACGGAAGUAAUAACAGCAGAGACAGGUGAAACAGCAGAAGAAGAACUAGCAGUUGAAAUAGAAGAUGUCACGGUGGGGGAAGAGGAAGUGGUCGAGGCAGCAGAGGAAAAACUAUCAGAGAAAAAAGAAGGGGCAACAGUUACCGCGGAGGAUACAUUACAAGCUCCAGUACACGUCACAGCAGAAGAAGAACCAGCUGAGGCUACAGUAGAAACAGAAAUCACUGAAGAACGGCCAGUAGAGACAGUAGAUGAGACUACAAAAGAAGAAGGAACAACCCAGACUACAGGAGAACCAGUUGAAAGUGCAGAAACACCUGAGGAAUCUCUUGAACCUGAAGAGAAAAAAGAAACAGAUGUAACAGCACAAGAAGCAGAACCUGAACAAGAAACUGUAGAAACAGCAGAGCCGACAGGAGGUGCUGCAAAAGAGGAAGAACCUGCAGCUGAAACUACUGAAGAGACAGAACCCACAGGAGAAACAGCACAGGGAGUGGAACCUGUAGAAGAAACUGCAGAGGAGUCAACAGAAUCCUCAAGAGUACCAGCACAGGAAGUGGAACCUGCAGAAGAUACUGCAGAGGAGUCAACAGAAUCCUCAAGAGUACCAGCACAGGAAGUGGAGCCUGCAGAAGAUACUGCAGAGGAGUCAACAGAAUCCACAAGAGUACCAGCACAGGAAGUGGAGCCUGCAGAAGAUACUGCAGAGGAGUCAACAGAACCCUCAAGAGUACCAACACAAGACGUGGAACCUGUUAAAGAAACUGCAGCAGAAACAGAACUCACAGAAGAACCAACACAAGAAGCAGAACUUGUUGAAGAAAUUUUAGAAGAGACAGAACCCACCAGAGAACCAGCACAAGAAGCAGAACACAUAGAAGAGGUUGAUGAAAGGAAUGAACCUACGGACAGAAUUGCACAAGACGCAGAGCCUGAAGUGGUAACGGAUAAAUCGGAUCUUGAUAUAACAUCUGUAGAUAAAGAACAAGAAGCAGCAGGAGGGGAACCAUCGGACAGAGAAGAAGCAACUUCUGAGGUCUUGGAGGAGAUAUCAGAGGACGAAGUCAGUAUUGCCGAAUCAGAAACAGAAGAAUCUGAACCAGAAGUUGCUGAGGAAGUUGUCCCAGAGACUCUUGAGGAAACCCGAGACAUUGAUGAGGAGAUUACUCCGGUUAUUUUUGUUGUUCCCGAAGAUACCGAAAUUUUAUCACCCGCAACAGAGGUGGAGGAAAUGCCUGAACCAGAGGUAACAGUGGAACUUCCAGAAGACCCCCAAGUAAGAGAAGCACCAGACACCAGUAGUAAGGGUACUACACAGGUGGUUGAGCCUGAAAGGAAAGUUCCAGAAUCGGAAUCUUUCCCUGAGAGAGAAACUGUCCCAGAGGCUGCGAGUGAAACAUCGCCAGAGGUUUCCCAUCCAGGGACUGCCACAGGGGGAGAUAUCACCGAAGCAGACGAGGUCAACCUAGAGUUUCCUGAUGAGCCUGUCCCAGAGGGCACACCUGAAGAAGACCUAAGUGAGGACAGCGUUCAGGUUGUCCCAGGGGAAGUUGAGGGUAUCUCCCCUGAUGUAUCAGCAGAGGAUGCAAAUCAAAUCACGACAGAGGCCCCAGCGGAGGUCACAUCAGAGCCCCUUGCCAAAAUCACCCCAGAAUCUGUUGCGGAGGUCACUGCAGGGACAACGCAAGGCACUGCAGUGGAUGGCACUGAGGAGGCCACCCCUGGUCCCUCUUUGGAGGUCACAACAAAGUACAUAGUGGAGUAUAACAACGGCAACUUCCCAGACCUAACAGAAAGGCCUUAUGACUUAGAGGACAACUUAUUUGGAAACAACGCCUUUGGGUUGGAGGACGAGAACUCGAUCGGUAAUGAGAUAGAUGACACCCUGCUGUGGCCCCAGAGGCCCCUGAAGGACCAGGUUGUGGAGCUGAGCCUGAAGCUGAGAGGAGAAACCUACAACGACGCCCUGAGAGACCCGAGCAGCUUCCACUACCAGCAGCUGGCCCGACACUUCACACGCAGGAUCGAAGACGCCUUUGAGAGGCUGCCAGGCUUCAAGAACGUCUACAUCGUUGAAUUCAGGCCACAGAAGGACCUGGAACGAGGUUUGGUGGUCCUGGUGCACUACGCCAUCACCUUGGAAGUGGACAGUGCCAGCGGCAUCGCCAAUGACACGCUGGACUUCAUCUCCCUGCAGAACAACCUGGUGGAGAAGAACUAUCCCGGAGCUGCCGAGCAGCCCACCGUCGUCUACACCAUCACUGACUUCCGCAACUACAUCACCGAGGCGCUGCACAAGGACAACUUCAUGUCCAACAGCAGCCUGGAGACGCAGCCGGACGACCCGCAGCUGGAGAAUGCGGAGAACUUGUUACCUGAUGUGAAACCUACGAGCCGAACGGCCGACGCCUUCAACAACAUGGAUAACGUCCUCGCUGCAGAGAAGCCUCCCGACGCUCCGCUUCAUGAGGCGGACACCAGCAACGUUUUCCUCAACAAAGAGGACUUCCUGUUUGACCCCUUUGACCAGUGGAAAGGUCCUCAGGGCGACGUAGUGAGCGAGAAUGACGUCUUCAUGUUUGACGAGAGCACGAGGCCUCCGGCCGCAGAAUUCCCUGAGCUGCAGAGUGAGAAUAACGGAAACAUUGAAGAUGAAGAAUUCCUCCUGAGUAACGCUCCUGCUGCCGGAGACGACGCCCCCCGAGGGGACCAUGCAGCCGGUCCUGGCGGCUCCUCUGCAGCCGCCCCCCUUUCGACACCGGUGAAACCUCAGACAGGCUCUGAGGUCACGCUGGAUGAAGGAUCUGGCUCUGGUUUCUCUGGAGACGGCCAGGGAGCUGAUCUCUGGUCCUGGCAGCCAGCAGCAACCUCUGAUGGCGCUGGCUUCUAUGAGGAGGGUGACGGCAGCCUGGAGGUGCUACCGCCGCCUGAUCUUGAGGAAACCGAGGAUGAAGAUGAGGACGUUGGUGUUGAGUCAGUAGCCACUGAGAAAGCGGAUGUAAUUGCCAUGGAAGUUGAGUUCACAAGUGCUCCCCCUUUGCAGGCAACAACAGUUCCUGCUUUUGAGGAAUCAGUGCUGGAUAGAGGCAUUGAGGAACCUUUCUUGGACCAGGUUUUGAUUACACCACACAUCAGCACUGACCCUCGGUACUCAACCACCACCACAGCACCUGUAUUCUCGCCAAAAGGAACCUUGAACAUAGAACUUUCAGUAAAAACAGUGGAGACAUCUCUCAUCUAUGAUGACUACUCCUCUACUGGACCUCACACCCGUGCAGCACCAGUCACAGAUUCUCCUGAACCUGAAGCCUGGACUCGUGAGGCCCCUGUUUUUGCAGGGCCAACUGAUUCGGCAGUUAAGCUUCCAGAAAUCACUAAAGAUGUACAAGUAACUACUGAAACAGCAACAGAGCUUCCAGUGGCUACAGAUGGGUUUAAAUCAGAAGAUGUACCUGAGAAAAAGGAGGUUGAAGUCAUUGUUGCACCUGAAGUACCUGAUCCUGGCGUUUCCUCAACCGAAGGGUCCCCUACGAUUGUCGAAGUCCAGGCAGUCACAGUCAAAGAAACCAGUUUUGAUUCAGUCACUGAAGAGCCGCCAGAACUCGAGAUACUUACAGAAAAACCCAAACUGCUGCUGCCAGAAACCGAAGACCAUGGUGAAGUUGAGAUUUUGGAGGUGCAACACAUUGGUGGCGCUGAUCCUGAGAUAACGACGGUGCCGGCAGUUGGCAUCCAAGAUGAGGAUCUGACUGCGGAUGAAGUCAUGGUUGUCACCACGACAGCUGCUCCUGUCCUCACUUCCUCUGUAAGUUCAGACCACAGCAGCAGCAUCGCGCUCUCGCCUGAAAAGGACUCACCAUUUACUCGAGUGUCGGAUUCAGCGCCAGAAGAUGAGGAACCGGUUCACCAUGAGCAUCCAAACCAUGAAGACGUUGAAGAAGUUCCAGUGAGCAGUCCAACUGAAGAUGUUCCUCAUUUAACGCCAUCAGUGGUGGUUGUGAACAAAACAGAAGAUGCUCCAAUGGAUGCUGUAGAAGUGCCGCCAGGUGCUUCAGCACAAGAUGAAAAUUCAUUUACCACCUUGACGGAUACUUCAGAGAGUAAAUUAGAUAGCGAUACGGUCCAAACAACGUCCUUGCUUCAGGAAGUUAACAACAACACCCCCAUUACUGAGAUCCAACCUUUCGAGCACAUUUUUUCCGACGUGCCAAGCAUCAAUGUCAGCUUUGAUUUGUUCCAGUAUGGCGGUGUGGCAACUGAGGCUGACAGCAGUGGCUUCUCGAGCGGGGCUCAGGGGUCAGACCUGGAUGCCAUCGCAUUACCGACCCGACCCGGCAGGGCCCUGACGGUGUUCUUCAGCCUAAGGGUGACCAACAUGGCGUUUUCCAUGGACCUCUUCAACAAGAGCUCCCCUGAGUACAAGGCUCUGGAGCAACGGUUCCUCCAACUGCUGGUCCCGUACCUUCAGUCCAACCUGAACAACUUCCAGAACCUGGAGAUCCUUAACUUCAGGAAUGGCAGCAUCGUGGUGAACAGCAGGAUGAGGUUCGGUAAGCCAGUUCCCAAAGGGGUAACCAACGUCGUCUACCUCAUCCUGGAGGACUUCGCCAACACUGCCUACCAAACCAUGAACCUGGCCAUCGACAAGUACUCGCUGGACGUCGAAUCCGGUGACCGGGCGGACCCCUGUAAGUUCCAGGCAUGUAACGAGUUCUCCAGGUGUAUGGUGAACAAGUGGUCAGGCGAGGCCGAGUGCGUGUGCGAUGCCGGGUACCUGAGUGUGGAUGGCCUGCCGUGUCAGAGCAUCUGUGAAGUGCAGUACGACUUCUGCCUCAACGACGGCAAAUGUGACGUCAUCCCCGGCAAGGGUGCCAUCUGCAGGUGUCGGGUUGGUGAGAACUGGUGGUACCGUGGUGAGCACUGCGAGGAGUAUGUCUCCGAGCCACUGGUGGUGGGCAUCGCCAUAGCCUCAGUGGCCGGCUUUCUCAUGGUGGCGGCCGGGAUCAUCUUCUUCCUGGCAAGGACGCUGCGAGAGCAAUACGAUGGGGAGGACACAGAGGACCCUCUACGACGGGGCGACAGUGUGCCAACACUGGAGCGAGCCACCAAGUUCAACCCCAUGUUCGAGAGUGACCCGGUCAUGGCCCAGUAUUACCGUCGCUACGACGAUGAUGUGCCCCGGUACAGCAGAUCUGCUGGGGCCGAUGGCUCCAGAGACAUUGGCAGCAAUGAGAUACAACACAUCUACCAGGACACCACGCUAACCAAGGAGGAGAUCCAGGAGCGUCUCAGGAUAAUCGAGUUGUGUGCCAGAGAUCAACACUUUGCAGACUUUGUGCGACAGACUCAAGUAUUCCUGGAGAGGAGAGGAAGCUCCACCACAUAGCGAGUCCUGAGCCGGUGACCUCGAGAAACCUGCCUUCGUCUCUGAUUCCUGGGAGGGCGAGGAGUUCGUCUUCUGUCCAGUCGACUCUUCUGGAGGUGAAGGUGACGAGAAGGGUUCGGGAGUUUGUUUUGGACGGACGCUCUCUCCAGGUGGCCUGAAGUGAACUUUGACCUCUGCUUGGUCACCUCUCACCUCCACCUUCCACCUCCACCUGUACAUACUGUGUUGUUUGUUUUUACCACUUCAGUCUCUAUUCACUGCGUCCUCGACACUUUCACUGCUGAGUACCUCUGUCUUACGCUUUCAGACGGACUUCAUGGCUUUCAUCUUCAACUCAAGGGCUUGUGUUUGCGUCCCAACCUGUCGCCGCUGUCAUACAAAAAAAAAAAAAAACCAUAACACAUCGCUGGAGGUUUGUCGGCAGUCGUUGGGUUUGCUUCAGUCGGUCGGUUUGAUUCCGACAUUUUUCCGCUCCUCCCUGUCAGUGCCUUCACCGCUCUGUUAGCUCCUCUGGGAUACGAUACGCAGACUCUCAGAGCCCUUGAUGCCCUGUUACUUCCACGACAACCCGGAUCACCACGCCACCAAUCACCUGCUCAACAAACUCAAAUGUUUACAUUUCUCAACCAACGCUGGAGUGUUAUCAGAUGUGUAGGACGUGUAGCCUGUCAGUGUCUUGUUUGUUUUUUUAAGGAGUCCGACCCAGGAAGUUUCGUCACCAAACGGAAACUUCCAGAAACCAGUUUCCAAACAACCAGAGACAUGUUUGAACGCUGCCGAGGUGUCAACUUGGCAGCGAGACAGACAUAUUACAACUGUGAAAUAACUUUGUUACAACAGAUUCUGAUUAUCAUCCCAAGGUCUGAUGAUUUGAACAUAUUUAACCCUCUCACGUGAAUCUCUUUGCCAACAGAUGGAGGAUGUUGAUUAUCAGUAUUUAAUGAAGCACUGCGUCGUCCUGCUGCAGCUUUACCGCUUCAAACAGCUGGAAAUCAGUUGCAUUGUUGUGUGCAAGAACAUUUGUGCUUUAAGAUAUUUUAUAUUAAACUCAA
Messenger RNA from Epinephelus moara (kelp grouper), 8561 nucleotides. Its product is annotated as interphotoreceptor matrix proteoglycan 2-like. NCBI's taxonomy places the organism in Eukaryota, Metazoa, Chordata, Actinopteri, Perciformes, Serranidae. Gene Ontology annotation, molecular function: hyaluronic acid binding; heparin binding. Gene Ontology annotation, biological process: visual perception. The record is from RefSeq and is a predicted model, not a curated record. Bases 172 to 7509 code for a protein of 2445 amino acids. The transcript is spliced from 21 exons.